UGCCCCUGGGGGCCUGCAGUGUCCGUGAGGAGGUCACUCAGAACCGACGUCUGCCCAGCCAUGGGCUGCUACCUGCCGCUGCUGCUGCUGCUCCUGGGGCUAGCAGGUCAGGGCUCAGCUGACAGCCACCCCGAGGUGCUCCAGGCACCCGUGGGGUCAUCCAUUCAGGUGCAGUGCCUCUACCGCCUCCAGGAUUUGAGGGCUCGCAAGGUGUGGUGCCGGUUCCUGCAGGAAGGCUGCCAGCCACUGGUGACCUCCGCUGUGGACCGAAGAGCCCCAGGAAGUGGGCGCACAUUCCUCACCGACCUGGGUGGGGGGCUCCUGCAAGUGGAAAUGGUGACCCUGCAGGAGGAGGACACAGGGGAGUAUGGCUGUGUGGUGGAGGGAGCCGCCGGGCCCCAGACCCUGCAUAGGGUCUCCCUGCUGGUGCUUCCACCCGUUCCUGGCCCAGGAGAGGAGGAGGAAGUAGAGGAAGAAGAAGAGCACUAUAAAACUGGAAGUCUGCCAAAGGAUCCCUCCUUGGACCCCGAGGGGAGUGCUAGUCCUCACGAGUUCAUAAGGCCCGAGAACAGUACCCCCCUGAUCUGGGGCGCGGUGAUUCUGCUGGGUCUGCUGGUGGUGGCUGUAGUGCUGUUUGCGGUGCUGGCCACAAGGAAAGGGAACAGGCUUGGUGUCUGUGGCCGGUCCCAGAGCAGUGGAGUUUCAGGGAUGGAACCCUCCUCAGCAGUCCACCACGGCAGUGACUCUGGGCUGGCCACCGGACUGCCCACGGACGUACCAUAUGUGAGGCUAGACUCCCCACCCUCAUUUGACACCGCCUACCCAGGCUUUGCUCUUGAUCCUCCAACGAGGAACCUCCCAGCCCCACCUCCCCAGCCCCCUCUGCCUCCGAAGGUUCUGAAGUCACCCAAGCCUGUGACGUAUGCCACGGUUGUCUUCCCGGGAGGGGACAAAAGUGAAGGAGCCUCCAGUGAGCCUGCUCCAGAUCCACCAAACAGUCAAACCCCACCCAGCUAAAAAUACACCUUAGCAUGCUCCGGGGAUCCGCCCUGGGGCGUUCUCUGCAGCCGUCCAACACGCCCGGAGUGUGUGAGCAGAUGGUGUGACUUGGGGGUCUGGUCCAGUAUCUUGGCUUGGCGGCCAUAGGAAGUGGCUCUCGGAGAUGGUUGAGGUGUUCGGGGAGGAACUCUGCCUGCCACUUCUGGUGCUGGCUCUGCUGUCUUUAUCUAUUAGGCUAAUAAACCCUGAUGAUGUGUGAA
Messenger RNA from Peromyscus leucopus (white-footed mouse), 1259 nucleotides. RefSeq names its product triggering receptor expressed on myeloid cells like 1 (gene Treml1). The coding region runs from base 61 to 1017 and encodes 318 amino acids. Lineage: Eukaryota; Metazoa; Chordata; Mammalia; Rodentia; Cricetidae. The record is from RefSeq and is a predicted model, not a curated record. Gene Ontology annotation, molecular function: transmembrane signaling receptor activity. The transcript is spliced from 6 exons. Gene Ontology annotation, cellular component: plasma membrane.